This is a messenger RNA of Puccinia graminis f. sp. tritici CRL 75-36-700-3, 486 nucleotides long. RefSeq lists its product as uncharacterized. The record is from RefSeq and is a predicted model, not a curated record. The transcript is spliced from 2 exons. The coding region runs from base 1 to 486 and encodes 161 amino acids. NCBI's taxonomy places the organism in Eukaryota, Fungi, Basidiomycota, Pucciniomycetes, Pucciniales, Pucciniaceae.
AUGGUGCACUCCACAAAAUUUGGAGUUGGAGCCCAUACUCCAAUCGAUCAUGUCGUAGCUCCAAACCAACCAUCAACACUCACCCUCAGCAAUGUCAACAAACAAGAACACCAGCUUGCCAAUCAAUGGCAUGGUUGUUCCUCCCGAAAUGCUGGCACAACUUCAAUUGGUGCUCGCUUUAUUCCAGGGAAGCAAUACAGGAAAUUCAUCGACAAUGGCUACAGGACUGUUGUUGGCCCCAGCCCCAGAGCUGGCCUUGACCUCCAUAACUACCGGAAUAAUGCCAUUGUUAAACUCGUUAAGCUCAGUGACCGGAGCGCCUUUGGCAAAGACUUUUGGGUUGGGGCCAGCGACAACUUCAGGGCCGUUGAUAGAUUCAGGGGCAAUGUCAGCGGUAAACACAGGAGCUUCGUUGGCGAUAACUUCAGGAGCGAGGUCAACAAUGACUCCGGGCACGCCGUUGGUGAAUUAAUACCUGGGAAGUAA